Cryptomeria japonica (Japanese cedar) is the source of this 2239-nucleotide messenger RNA. RefSeq names its product cyclic dof factor 2. The coding region runs from base 325 to 1929 and encodes 534 amino acids. The transcript has a single exon. Gene Ontology annotation, biological process: regulation of DNA-templated transcription. The record is from RefSeq and is a predicted model, not a curated record. NCBI's taxonomy places the organism in Eukaryota, Viridiplantae, Streptophyta, Pinopsida, Cupressales, Cupressaceae. Gene Ontology annotation, molecular function: DNA binding; DNA-binding transcription factor activity.
AAAGGCCUCAACUUUAUAGCGAAAAAGUGUAAAGCAAAGCAAAGGAAAGGAUAAGCGUGGAGAACGCAAAACGGAAGGAUAAUCUCAAAUGUUUAAUGUACUUAAUAUUUUCUGUAUCCCAUUCCCCAUCGUAAUGGCCGGACAACCCAGUCUCUCAUCAUCAUCAUCUCAUCCCUUCCCUUGUGCCCUCCACGCGUGUCCAUUCUCGAUUCGUGUUGAGAUCUGAUUUUCUUCUUAUCCAUCCUCCGUAUCUGAUUUGAUUUCCCUCCCCUGCUCUGAAAUAUUUGUAUUUGGAUCCGCAAACGCCUUGGUAUUUUGGUUGAAAUGUCGGAAGAAGCAGUCGUAGAGGAUGCGGCUGAGCUGCUGAAGUCAGAUCCUGCGUUCAAGCUCUUUGGACGAAGAAUCCCUGUGCUUUCUGCCUCCUCAGAUUUUUCAGACAGAAGUUCCGAGUCUGCCGACACCUCCGAGGUAACGAAAAAUUCUCACUCCUCAGAUGAAACUAAGUCAAGUUUAUUGUUAAAUAGCAGCGUUUCUCUACAUGCCAACAUUGAAUAUAAGGAACCUUUUAACAAUGAGAAAAAUUUCAAUGGCGAAUCGCUUUUCCAAACGACUCUUGAAAAACCCAGUAUUGGGAGUGAAGAAAGUAUAGAGAAGUACAAUUUAUGUGAUGAGAAACCAAACAGGGGUGUUGUGGAGAUGUCUGAGGAAAGUAUUAAGAAAGAAGAUGAAACUCCCAAGAAGCCCAGUAAGCUUCUGCCAUGUCCUAGAUGUGAAAGCAUGGAUACUAAAUUCUGUUACUAUAACAAUUACAAUGUGAACCAACCGAGGCAUUUUUGUAGGAAUUGCCAGAGAUACUGGACUGCAGGUGGGCUUCUCAGGAAUGUUCCUGUGGGUGCAGGUAGAAGAAAAAAUAAGCACUCUGCAAUAUCUCAUCAAAGGGAUUUGGGUCACGCAAAUGAUUGCAAUUCUGAGGAUUCAAUGAAGUUUGAGCUCUCUCCUCUGGAAAUGGCCAGUCCUGGACAAUCCUUCUCUCAUGCGAAAAAGGGGACAAGAAAUCACUUGAGAGCAUCUGGGGGUCUGGAAACCUCUAGCCUUUUUUCAGAUGAGAGUGAAAAUUUACAGAAAUCCAGUUGCCCUUCAAGUCAAAUGAAAGGGGAAAUUGUUUGGAAUACCAUGUAUUCAUCAGAAAUGAAAACCCAUGAAAAAGGAGGGGAGUCGGUCGAAAUUGGGAAGUUGGACGAUUCUGUUUGUGCUUCAUCAAAAAAAUUAAUGAAAUCAGAUGUUGAGUCGUCUGAGUCCAAUAAUACUCCAAAAGAUCAGGGAGUUAGUUGUGACUUGCUGAAUAGUUCUAUGAGCUGGGUUAGAGGUCCUCCUCCAGUUUGGCCUCUGUAUUGUGGCAGUUUUUUUGGCAAUUCGCCCUUCAUGAAUGCCAUAGGAGGUGCAAUGUUGAACCCUGAAAACUUUCAGUCUAGUUCAAUGUUGCCCUGGUUUCAACCUGGGACAGGACUCUAUCCCGGAUUUGCUUGGCCUUUUCCUUCUGGUCCUAUGUGGGGGCAAGCAAGCUGGGCUCCUGCAUGGGGUAUGCCAUUGGGACCGGUGGCUCCUCCAUCGACAAGUUUAGAUUCAAGUCCAUCAAUGUUGGGCAAGCAUACAAGAGACUUGCCAGCGUCACAUUCAGAGUCCAAAGGGGAUGGAUCUAUUUGGGUCCCUAAAACCUUGAGGAUUGAUGAUCCCGAGGAAGCAGCGAAGAGUUCCAUUUGGGCAACAUUGGGACUAGGCAGCAAGUCAGAAUCAAUCACUACUGGAGGGAUUUUCAAAGCGUUCCAGCCAAAGAUGGAGAACAAGGAUAACACAAAAACUGAUGUUCGUGUUUUAUGGGCAAAUCCUGCAGCAAGUGCAAGAUCAGCUUCUUUCAAUGAGAGCAAUUAAUGUAUGUUUACAAUACUUAGUAGGUUUACUAAAAUCACUUGCCACAAUCUUGUCUCUUAAGGAAAAUUUUGAAUGUCACAGCAUGGUGACUGCUAUUUCUUCAUAGGCUGAUGUCUAGCGUUAGGUCCAGCUCUGUGCAUUUGUACUAACUCCUGGAAUUCAUUGAGACAUUUGAAAGUACCUUCAAUUUGGGGGAAAAAGAUACUGAUGUAAAUAUUUCCACUUCUCGAAACAACGUUGCCUUUAUGCUUAUGCAUUACAUAUGUAUGCAUGAAUGUGAUAGAAAUAAUUUAUUUACUUUUUACAUCCA